AUGUCAAAUAAAACCCAAAUAUCAAUAUAAGCAUAGGCUACAGGUGAUGAUGUACCUAUAGUCUCUGUAAUUUAAUAAAUGAGAUAAAAUAAUUAAGAUUAAGAGGAUGUUCCUCUUAAGACAAGAUUACCUGCAUCUUAAAUAAACUAAAAUUUGAAUUAAGUUUAAGAGUAAAGGGAUAAUUUCAGAUAACCUAUUCAAUAAUAACCUUAGUCAUAACAUUUUGUAAUAUAGUAGCGAUAAUAGUAAUAUGAAAUGAUUCAACAAAGAAAGUAAUUAGAUCAACCUAAUGAAAUAAAUGAUGAUAAUAAAUCAUUCAGGGAUGAAGAAUUAAAAAAAGAGGAUAGAUGUAUUGUUAUUUGAUAGUAUUUAGUAAUUUUACUAGCACCAUCUUAACCAUAUAGUAGAGAACCUUAAGUUCUAAAAUGUGAAAAAUGUUAAACUGUUAUGAUAUCAAAAGUGGAAUCAAAGCCAGGAUGGGGAAGUUGUUUUUGUUGCUGUUUAAUGUUUUUAACUCCUUUUUUCUUUUUGUUUUUUUUACCUUUUUUUUUGAGAGUAUUAAGUAUAUUAUAAAUAAGUAAUGUAAAGAUGCUCAUCAUUAUUGUUAAUCCUGCUCAAAUAAACUUGGUACAUAUUAUUUUAUUUGUGAAUGA
This is a messenger RNA of Paramecium primaurelia, 653 nucleotides long. The record is from the annotation of a GenBank genome assembly. NCBI's taxonomy places the organism in Eukaryota, Ciliophora, Oligohymenophorea, Peniculida, Parameciidae.